AUGGAAGAAGCCCUUGCGUCCCAUACGCUACCAUCUGCCUUUGAGUUACUCCACAAUUUCUGCCAGCUUCCCAGACGAGCGAAAUCGACAUGGAAGUCUCUCUUCCAAUACAUUUCCACUUUGGACCCACUCCUCCAACAACGAAUCAUCGCUGCGGCUAAAGUGACACCCGGCAAGAAGAGGAAGCAGACAACUCAGUCUGCGGAACAGUUGGGCGCACCUCCUCAGAAACGAGCCAAACCGAACGACGCGGGACCUCCCGAAGUGAAGGCAGAGUUAUCGGAAGACUUCCUUCGAGUCCCUUCCGACGCCGUGAUACGAGAAUGUUUAUCGACCGCACUGGCAACUUUGCACUUGCCAAAAAAACCUGCAUCGUCUGCUCGCGAAGGCAUGUUUGCGACGGGUUUCGUACAAUUACCUAUGGCGCGAAUCCCAAAUAAGCAUCUACUCCAACCAACGCAUCCCCAUCCUGCCCAUCGUUUAAUUGAAGGCGCGCUCUUCGACAACACGGCUUCAAGAGACAGUAUGAAUGAUAUCUGCGAAAGCUGCCUCCAUUCCCUUAACAGAAGCGAACGACCUAAACUCUCGCUUUCAAACAAUCUGUGGCUGGGGGACGUCCCGUUCCAGCUACAGAUACUCACAUUGCCGGAGCAACUCUUGGUCGCCCUCUACUUCCCAACUGCGUACAUAACGAAGAUCUUUCCAAAGAACGUGACCCCCGUUGCGAGCAACGACGCCCAACUCUUUUCUAACGAGAAGCUGCGAGGGAAUGUGUCCACUUUUCGACUACCGACUUCGGAAAUCGCCGACAUGGUUGCUGGUCUUCUAGUUCCCAAACCUUCUAUCCUGUUAGCUGCGUUGAUUGGGGUGACUUUCGUGGGGCUGUUUAGAGUUCGACGAAAACGGGUGCAUGACGCUCUCAUGUGGCUAAAACAAAAUAACCGGCUGUACGAAGACGUCGUUAUCUCUCAAGAGAGACUGCUUUCGUUGCCAGAGGACGCUGUGCCUGAUGAGAUUCUGGAUAACGUCCGGUUUUCUGACGACAUCGCCGCAGUAGGUCGCGAGCAUGCGGGACAUGUCCCACAAGAAGACGUGGAUAUUGACUUGCUGCUCGGGGAUGAGAUGGAGGACAUCAAUGAACCGCAAACCGCGGACAUCCUUGCGCGGGGGGGCGACGAAUUAGCAGCGGAACACUACACAGAUUCCGAAGAGGAACGUAUGCACGCGCUCAAUGAAGCUCUGGAAUUGGAAGACCCUCUGGAUCACGACGAGUCUGAGGAUGAGCAAAGCCGCGGCGAGCAAUCCGGAAUAUCCGAUCGAGCUCAAAGCGACACAAGCACGGAGUGUCCGCCCAUGCGACAAAUUUUCGCCCAUGCUGUUGAAAACAUGUUCCCUGCAGAGACCGCACAAGAUUACGGGAUACGGAAGGGUAGCGCAUUCGUCAAUGAAUACGGUAGGAGGGAUGAGAACCACGAACGGUUUGACGGAGGUCCAUCCAACCCUAAUCACCUGUUGGGGGCGUUUCCCAUUCUCUUCCCGUAUGGCUUGGGAGGGUUUGAAGUCGAUCGACCGGUCAAGAUCUCAUAUGAGGAGCAAGUCAAGUGGGCACUCCAGCAUACGUCGGGCCGGUUUCGCCGCCACACUUCAUUCAUCUUCCAAGUGUUUGGGGUCCUCUGGAAGCGCCAAGUUUGUCGCUCCGCGGCUCUACACGUCGAUCACGACAAGUUCUUAUCCGAUUACGGCGAAUUCAUGCGAUUAAGGCCUAAGGACUUGUUGGACGCAAGUGAGGAGGAAAACCAUCAGGUCACCAUCUCUAACCCCGUCCUCCGCCUUCUGCGUCAACACAUCACGACCGUGCGCUCCAAAGUUGUCGGAACUGACGAAAACCGUGUCGGAAUAAGAGCCCAGAUAUGGGGUAUGACACUAAAAUUCAAUCCUCCAACAAUAUGGACCACCAUCAACUUAUCCGACACCAAUGACCCUAUCGCCCAAGUGCUAGCUGGACAAGAAAUCGACUUGGACAACUUCAUAGCUAAGGCCGGACCUAACGCCUCCGAGAGGGCCCGCAUCAUCUCAACUGACCCAUUUGCCGCAGCAGAGUAUUUCCACCUCGUGGUGAAACUGGUGCUGUCUGAGAUGAUCGGUGUGACAGUCGGCGCCAAAGACCCGCGUUUACCCGACUACGCUGAACGACAACAAAGAACUGAAGAGCGCAACGCUGCGGUGCUCCAGUCCCACCAAUGUUCGCUAUACUACUGUCUCAAAAAUAGGAGUGGAAAAUUAAUAUGCAAACGGGGACACCCCUGGCCGACGUACGACGACGACUGGGUGGACAGCGAGGGGAAUUGGGGACCCAAAAGACGAUCUAGCUUUAUUAAUCCUUGGAACCCGCCAAUUUUCUCUGUUACCCGCUCUAACAUGGAUAUCAAGCUCUUGACUAAUUCCUGGGAAACCAAGGACAUCGCCUUCUACAUAACGCUGUAUAUUGCGAAGAAACAAGUCCAGGCUGCUAACGCCUCCGCGAUCCUGUCGACCAGCAAAGCUUUCGCCCGACGACAAGGGGGAAGUGUCCUCAACAAAUACUAUUCAGAAAAUCAACAAAAAAAUGCUUCAACAAUGCGCAAAUACACUUGCUACUUGAUGGGCUGGGGCGAUCGUUACAUCUCCCAUACCUUUGUCAAAAUCUACUGGGACUCGGCGACGGCGGCCCUGCGGAGGGCUUUUCCUCACCUUGUGCAUUCAGCUGGGGGCGACGGUGUGAAGCACUCGGAAGGAGAGCGAGUGAAGCUGCAGAUGGAAGACGGGAAACUCGUCGUCCAAGACCAAUUAAGCCAGUACGCCGAUAGAGGGGACACGUUGCUACACAUGAACCUAUACGAUUUUCUCCUCUUAACCUACCACGAUGGGCAAGUAAAAGCACGCGAAACAGAAGAUAAUGACGCAGUUCCAGCAGUCAGACGACGAGGCAGGCCACCCAGCGAGAGACACCCCUACCUCGAGUCCUCAGAGCGCAGAGGAGCAAGGGUGAUACGCGGGCCAAAGCAAGAGACUGCGCUGCAUAUCGUGGGCAGAUGGUUGCCCAGCCGAGCCGACUCUCAACAAGAAUAUUAUUCAGCACAGCUGCUGCUUCUACUCAAGCCCUGGCGAAAACUAAGUGACUUGCACAACGGCCACGACUGUUUCGUGGACGCGCGCGUGGCCUUCGAAGGCAGCGCUCCAGCCGAAAUUCACCGCCUAAUCACAAAUAUCGAAUACUACCAUGAGUGCUCCUCCAGCGCAAAGCGCGACGCAGGACUGAGUACGGCGACGCGGAUGGUUUCGCAGGCCACACGUCGAUACCGGCCACCAACAGUGACUUCUCCCCUCCACUGGCAGUAA
This is a messenger RNA of Mycena indigotica, 3378 nucleotides long. Its product is annotated as ATP-dependent DNA helicase. Lineage: Eukaryota; Fungi; Basidiomycota; Agaricomycetes; Agaricales; Mycenaceae. The record is from RefSeq and is a predicted model, not a curated record. The transcript is spliced from 10 exons. Bases 1 to 3378 code for a protein of 1125 amino acids.